GGAAGUGGAGCACAAGGAAUUGGAACAGAGAAUGAAAGAAUCAAAAGAUCUGGAAGCCACGUCUGAGGCCUUGCAGCAGAAAGUUAAAUCUCUAUCGGAGGUGCUAGCUGCGAAAGAACAAGAAAAUGAGGCAAUGAUGCAAGCACUUGAUGAGGAGGAGGCUCAAAUGGAGAAUCUGACAAACAGGAUUGGCGAGCUGGAAAGAGAAUUGCAACAGAAGAACAAACAAUUAGAAAACCUUGAAGUUUCUCGUGGGAAGGCUUUGAAGAAGCUUUCGGUCACAGUGAGCAAGUUUGAUGAACUUCAUUAUUUGUCUGAAAGUCUCCUUUCUGAAGUUGAGAAGCUUCAGUCACAAUUGCAAGAGCGGGAUAGAGAGAUAUCUUUCCUUAGGCAAGAGGUUACAAGGUGCACUAAUGAUGCACUAUCUGCAACCCAAAUGAGCAAGAGAAGGAGCUCUGAUGAAAUUCAUGAUUUCCUGACAUGGUUAGAUACACUGAUUACUCCGGUGCAGGUGAAUGAUCUAGGUUCUGAUAGUAUGAAAGUUGAUCAGGUUAACGAAUAUAAAGAGAGACUACAGAACCAGAUAGUGGCUUUUGUAACUGAAUUGGAGAAUCUUCGUGCGGUGACCCAGAACAAUGAUAUGCUGUUGCAAGAAGCAAGGGGUAAAGUGGAAGAGUUGACACGAAAAGAACAUCAUCUUAAGAAUUCAUUGCAUGAAAAGGAGUCUCAAUUAACUAUGCUUCAAGGUGCCGGAGAGUCUGGACAAGUAUCAAGUGCUACGUCGGAUAUCAUGGAAGUUGAACAAGUGACAAACAAAUGGACAGCUCCUGCUACCAUUGCAUCAUCGCAAGUUCGUAGUUUGCGGAAAACUAAUAGUGAUCACGUUGCCAUGGCUAUAGAUAUUGAUCCAAGUAGUGACAGGUUGGAUGAGGAUGACGACGAUAAAGCUCAUGGGUUCAAGUCGCUCACUACAUCAAGACUUGUUCCCCAAUUUACGAGACCAGUAACCAAUAUGGUUGAUGGUUUGUGGAUGUCAAGUGAUCGGGCACUAAUGCGACAACCUGCUUUGCGACUUGGUGUCAUAAUCUAUUGGGCUUUGUUGCAUGCUCUUCUUGCAACUUAUGUUGUUUGAGAAUCUGACCGAGUGGUCCCCUUUUGGGGAAAAAAUAGAACGUCCUGAUGCAAGCUAGGAAUGGAGUUGCAGCCAUUAUUGUGCCGGAGAUAGGUCUAUAAGUUUGUAUUACAUAAUCAUCGAGUUCAUUAUUCUAGGUUGUUCAAUUCAUUGUUUGCCAACCUGGAAACUGUGAUUUUUCUCUUUUAUUAUGCAAUCACAGAUUUCUUGGUUGUCGUCAAUAAGGAAAAAUGCAUUAUACAGGAUAUAGAUUGAGAAAUGGUUUAACAAAUCAAGUUUGUAGGUCUAUUGCAGUCUAUAGAAGAUUAAAUAUUGGAGGUUGCUUUGCUAAAGUAUAGUACCAGUGUACCACAGUUGUUUAGAUACAAAUGUUACCAAUAUUCGGAGGAGUUUGUCAAUGCAAGACUAUUAGAACAGAAUGUCAUCAGGACUGGUUUCUCCACCAACUGAAAUUUGAUGCUUAUGUUCUGAAACCUGGAAAUUGUACAUGUCUUUUAAAAUCGUCUUGCUUCGUUCUUAUUCGAUUUAGAUUUAUCAUAAUUAUUCAUUA
Olea europaea var. sylvestris is the source of this 1682-nucleotide messenger RNA. Its product is annotated as spindle pole body component 110-like. The transcript is spliced from 6 exons. The record is from RefSeq and is a predicted model, not a curated record. Bases 32 to 1132 code for a protein of 366 amino acids. NCBI's taxonomy places the organism in Eukaryota, Viridiplantae, Streptophyta, Magnoliopsida, Lamiales, Oleaceae.